AUGUGGAAACUAGAUUUACUCGAAGCGAAGUACCACGGAUCAAACCCGAGGUUUCCCCAUACAAAAAAAAUUUUGUCAGCUAGAAAUAAUAGUAAACUUUUGAAGAAAUUGCCUCAAUCUAGAGAUGAAGCCGAAAAAGAGAUAUUGGCCUUGAAGGAAGAUCAUUUCCAUAAGAAAUACUAUGGGGCUUAUAAAAAAUUAAAUAAAGAAGUUAACAAGCAUAUUAAAUCUGAUCUUAAUAAAUGGAAAAACGUUGAUUCAAAAAAUGGUCUACUUGAAUUUUUUGGGGCCGAAGACAGAAUUCAAGAAUUGAUUACUUCGAAACUUAUUAAAUGUAUUACAUCUUCAAUUUUGAUCACUAAGGACUUGAAAUCAGUCCCUCCUAAGUACAUGCCAUCGGAUGUUUGUAGUAUAAUUACUGAUAAGUCGCAUAAAUCAAACCCAUCAGCAUUUUUCAUAAACUAUUGUCAAACCAAUAAAGACUUGAACAAUUAUAUAUCCAAUUUAUGGAAUACAAAAUCAAUUAAGCCUUUACUAAGUGAGAUUGAAUGGUCGUUUAAAAUGGUGAGAGGUGAUUUGACUAAGUUUGAAAGAGAUGCAAGAAAGAAGCUAGUCGGCAAAGACAUCCAAUCAGAUUUUGAUGAAGAUAAUAACGAGGAUGUUCAAGAUGACAGUGAUGACGAUAUGGUUGAAGGAGAUUCGUCCAAAGGUCAUGAAAAAGAAAUUGGAGAUGAUGAAAGUAUAGAUGCUGAAGAAAUAUUUGAUAAAUUUGCCGUAUACGACAAUUUAGUAAAUAAUUCAGAUGAUGAGGAACAAAAGUUUGAUUUAGAUCCUAAUGUUAAUUAUAAUGAAGUGACAGAUGAAGAGUCUUCUGAUCUGGAAGAUGACAUAGAUGUAAGUGCUGGUAAUUCAGAUGACAGUUUCUUCGAAGAUGAUGUGCGUCAAGAAGCCAAGACCUCAAGCAAACGAGAAUAUAAGUUGCCAGAAUUAGCCAAUGGUUAUUUUUCAGGUGGUUCGGAUGAUGAAGAUGAUGAAAUUGACAAUGAUAAAGUUGUGAAAGAGGCUACCACUCAACGCAAGAAUAGAAGAGGUCAAAGGGCAAGGCAGAAAAUAUGGGCCCAAAAAUACGGUAAAGAAGCCAAGCAUGUUAAAGAAGAGCAAGUAAUUAUUGCGAGUGAAAGAGAACGUAAAAGAUUGGAAUAUGAAGAAAGAUGUAAGAAAAGAGAAUUAAAGGCUAAAAUAAACAGUGCACCUACUGGUUCAAAUACUGCCCCAUUGGCGGAAAGAAGACCGAGAACUAACACUGAAGAUCCAGUUGAAAAGCCUGUUGAGAUCUCUAAGCCUGUUGAGAUCUCUAAGCCUGUUGAAAAAGAGCAUCCAUCUUGGGUAGCUAAGAGGCUCGCUGAAGAAAAGCAAAAGAAUGCCAGAUUUCAAGGUACGAAGAUUAAGUUCGACUGA
This is a messenger RNA of Debaryomyces hansenii CBS767, 1458 nucleotides long. It is a transcript of the gene BUD22, whose product is annotated as Bud22p. NCBI's taxonomy places the organism in Eukaryota, Fungi, Ascomycota, Pichiomycetes, Serinales, Debaryomycetaceae. The record is from RefSeq and is a predicted model, not a curated record. Gene Ontology annotation, biological process: maturation of SSU-rRNA. Gene Ontology annotation, cellular component: nucleus; 90S preribosome. The transcript has a single exon. The coding region runs from base 1 to 1458 and encodes 485 amino acids.